Clonostachys solani is the source of this 660-nucleotide messenger RNA. The record is from the annotation of a GenBank genome assembly. Lineage: Eukaryota; Fungi; Ascomycota; Sordariomycetes; Hypocreales; Bionectriaceae.
AUGGCCGUUCCCGGAAUUAUUCUUCGCUUGGCUCAGCCCAAGGAUGACAGCACAAGUUUGCCCCCAGACGCUGUCCUCGCCCCUCCAAGGAUCGUCCCCGGCAUUGAGGGUUUCUUCGUAUUCGAGGCUCAAGACGACCUCACCCCAAAAUACAACACCACAUACUUCAUCAGCGACAUUCGUCCCGUGCUUGAAUCAUCGUCGUAUUUUGACGAGGAUGUCAAGAAGAAUGGCGACCAACUGGCCUCUCUCGCUUGGGAGGUCGCGUCCUUCAUCAACGGUCGCGACACAAUCCAGCAAAAAGAGCUCACCUCGGAGCCUCACUUGCUGCCCAAGCCCCCGGCCAUCGGCUCGACGCUGAUCAGCAACGGCGGAACUCCAGCUGAUGGAUGGGACCAGGAUUACAAUGACUGGUACAAUAAAGAGCACAGCGCCGCGCUAAGCCUGGUCCCUGGAUGGAACAACGGCCGCCGCUACAAGCACGAGAAGGCAUAUGGCGGGGCGGAUUAUGCAUCUUGGUACGGGUGGAACUACUACGAUGCCGAGAAUGGGCUCUACGGUCCAGAGUGGCAGGCGAGUAUGACACCUUGGACGGAGAAGGUUCGAGGGCAUGGGCGGAAGCCAAAUCUGCGUCGCGUUUGGAAGGUCCUGAGGAACUAA